AUGCGCUGCAACCUGCGCAAGCACAAGCCCAACCGGAAGCCGCGCACGCCCUUCACCACGCAGCAGCUGCCUCCCGCUGGAGAAGAAGUUCUUACCUGUCCAUCGCGGAGCGCCCGCGAGUUCUCCUCGUCGCUGCACCUCACCGAGGACGCAGUCAAGAUCUGUGUCCAAAACCGACCGCCAAGGCCAGCGCCUGCAGGAGCCGAGAUCGAGAAGAUGCGCAUGGCGGCGCGCCCGCUGUUCGGCCCGCCUACGCCGGGCUCGCCGCGCCACGCCCACCCGCACCGCGGCGGCUUCGCAGCGCUGCCCUUCUUCGCGGCCGUGCCGAAGCGGCGCGGCGGCGUCCCGGCGGGCGGCGGCGGCGCGGAGCGGCAGCGGGAGCGCGGCCCGCCCCACGGGCUCUUCGCCCACCACCAGCUGCUCGGGGCCAUUGCCCCCGCACUGACCGACGGACCGAGCGCGCCCGCCGGGGUGGGCGUACGCUGUGUGAAGGGGGGGGCAGUGUUUGUAUUUGGACUUGUGUCAGUGGACGGACGCCAACUCCUUGUUCUCCACCUCAAGAAUGCGGAACGUGUUCUGAAACCA
Messenger RNA from Gryllus bimaculatus (two-spotted cricket), 585 nucleotides. Lineage: Eukaryota; Metazoa; Arthropoda; Insecta; Orthoptera; Gryllidae. The record is from the annotation of a GenBank genome assembly.